Molecule: messenger RNA, 291 nt
Organism: Entrophospora sp. SA101
Lineage: Eukaryota; Fungi; Glomeromycota; Glomeromycetes; Entrophosporales; Entrophosporaceae
Source: the annotation of a GenBank genome assembly
AUGGUGCAGAUAAUUACGUCAGAUAUUGAAUGGAACAAUGUGUAUCCAGCAACAAAAAUGAACAAUGCAUCAUCAUCAGAACCAGGAUCUGAUAAUAGGAAGAGGCGCAACCAAGAUCUGAUGAAUUAUGAGAGCAGGUGUCAAGGCGGCAGCAGCAAAAGGUCUGCUAGAACAAGGGAACACAACCAAAGAACACCAAUCAACAUCGAAGAGGAGACUGUUGUGGAGCAUCCUGAAGAAAGGGUUUCUACUGAGGUGCUGAGAGAUCACUAUCAACAACUCAAGAGCUAG